This is a messenger RNA of Drosophila takahashii, 3576 nucleotides long. NCBI's taxonomy places the organism in Eukaryota, Metazoa, Arthropoda, Insecta, Diptera, Drosophilidae. The record is from RefSeq and is a predicted model, not a curated record.
ACGAUCAGCGACGACGGCGUUACUUUUGGCGCGGAUACAAGCAGCGACACUUUUUUUUCGUUGGCAGGCGCCUCCUGUCACCAAACAAACAACAACAACAAAACAACAAACAAAAAAACAUCUAUAAACAACAAUAAACAAACAAAGCAUAAACCAUAAACAUAAACAAGCAGCCAAGCUAAACGAAAACAACUGUGCAUUUUUUGUAAAAACCAGUGAGCCUCUGCUGCGACAAUAACAACAAAACAAAAAGAAAACAACAAAGAAAAAGAAACCGAACUCUAAAACCCUAUUGUGUGAGAAAACCCAAGUGGCUGCAAAAAGACACCAUCAUUGUGCGCCUCAAAUUGACAGCGGCAGCAGCAGCAGCGACGACAACUGCAACUGCAACUGCAACUGCAGCAGCAACAGCAACAGCGAUCGCCACAAACAUGCUAACGGACAUGACACCGACCGCCGGUCAGCUCUACGGAUCCCAGAUCCCGGCCAUGGGCAUGAACAUCACCAAUAUCGCCACACACUUGCAGAAGCCACAAGUUAAUCCGGACCAUCCCAGUUUGAGGGGAACUCCGCUGGCCAUGUUGGCCGCCCAGUGCAACAAGCUAUCCAACAAAUCGCCACCCCCGCUGGCCGACGCCGCUGUGGGCAAGGGCUUCCAUCCGUGGAAGAAGAGUCCCAAUUCCCCGGCAGCGGGCUCCAGUGGAGGAUCCUCUGGCGGAGGAGGAGGCGGCGGCGGAGGAAGCAGCGCCGGCCAGCACUCGCCCUGCGCCAUCUCGGCGGCCAGCUCGUCGAGCUCCAGCGGAUCGAGCGGCGGCCACUCCUCCAGGAGCCUCUCCGCCAGCGCCAGCACCAUGGUGAACAUCACAGCUAGUCGCCCCCUGGCCUCCUCCUGCGCGGCCGUGGGCGGUGGUGGUGGCGGUGGCUCCUCCGGUGGCUCCUCCGGCGGCUCCUCCGGCGGCUCCUCCUCCUCCUCCUCCGCCGCCUCCGGAUCGCAGUCAUCCUCCUCGGCGGCCGUGGCUGCGGCUGCCUACGGCGGUGACCUGUACUUCCCGAACACCUCCACCUCGAACAUGGACAACCAUCACAUGCACCAGGGUCUCCUCGGGAAAGUGGAGGCAGCGGGUGCCGCUGCCUUCGGAGGCGUCUACUCCAGGCAUCCCUACGACUGGCCCUUCAAUGCGGUGACCCACAAGGAGGCGGCCUCGGUGAAUUCCGGCUGGUGGGACAUGCACAGUGCCGCCGGCUCCUGGCUGGACAUGGGCGGUGCCGGCAUGCACUCCACGAUGGCCAACUAUGCCAGCGAGAACUACAGCUCGGCGCUGAGUCACUCGCUCCUGGGAUCGGGACAGCACCUCCUGCAGGACACCUACAAGAGCAUGUUGCCGGGUCAGGGAGUUGGCGUGGGAGUAGGAGUAGGAGUGGGCGUGGGAAUGGGUGGCUUCUCCCUGCCGCACAGUUCUCCCUCGGCGGCGGCGGCGGCGGCAGCGGCCACAGCGGCGGCAGCAGCAGGUUCACCCCAGGGUGGCUCACCUUCGACACCCUCGCCGCGUUCGCAGCGACGCUAUGCUGGAAGGGCCACCUGUGAUUGCCCCAAUUGCCAGGAGGCCGAGAGACUCGGUCCCGCUGGCGUUCAUCUGCGCAAGAAGAACAUCCAUUCGUGCCACAUACCUGGUUGUGGCAAGGUCUACGGGAAAACCUCCCAUCUGAAGGCCCAUCUGAGGUGGCACACCGGCGAGCGUCCCUUUGUGUGCAACUGGCUGUUCUGCGGCAAGCGCUUCACGCGCUCCGACGAGCUGCAACGGCACUUGAGGACGCAUACCGGCGAGAAGCGCUUCGCUUGCCCCGUGUGCAACAAGCGCUUCAUGCGCAGCGACCAUUUGGCCAAGCACGUGAAGACGCACAAUGGCAAUGGCACCUCCUCGGGCCAUCAGUCCAGCCAUAAUGGACACGGUGGUGGCCUGAAGAAGGGCUCCUCCGAGUCGUGCAGCGAUUCGGAGGAGGCCGCCAACCAGUCGGGCGAGUCCAACGGGCUGGGCGGCGUGGGCAGUGGCCCUCAGACGGGCGGGGCCGGCGGCGGCGGGGGUGGCGUCUCCGGCGGUUCGGGAACGGUAACGGGUGGUAGUGGUAGUGGCAGCUCCUCCGGGAGCAGCAGCAAUGCCAAUUCAACCAACUCGAAUUCCGUUUCCGGUUCCGGCGGAGGCAGCCAUCCCGGCACCCCGACCUCGCUGCACGCGCACAGCGCCAAUGGCACGUCCAGCAGCCUGCUGGGCGGCGGUCUGCACCUGGCCACGCCGCACCAAAUGGUCGCCGCGGGCGGUUCGCCGGUGAUGCUACACCAGCAACAGCAGCAACAGCAGCAGCAGCAGCAACAGCAGCAGCAACAGCAGCAACACCACCAGCAGCAGCAGCAACAUCUGCAACAGCAGCAGCACCUGCAACAGCAGCAGCAACACCACCAUCAGCAAUUCGGUCAGCAACAGCAGCAGCAGCAGCAUCAUGCCCACCACCUGCACCACCAUGCCCACCACUCGCACCACCUGGCCACCGGUGGUUCGCCCGGUUUGGAUCCCAGCUCCCUGGUGGACAUAAAGCCACCCAUGGUUUGAGGAUCGCUGGGACCCUUCCUGUUCACCAACUAAGCGAAGGGUUCCCAUUACAAAAUCUAAUUAUAAAUAUAUAAUAGAAAACCCUAUAUCAUUUCGAAACUAGCUAUCUUGCGGUUGUACAUAUAGCCAGCAGAUGUCUGUAAAUAUUCAUAAAUAUGCGUGUCUAUCGAACAGCUAAUCACAGCACUAAAUAUCUAUUGCUUAUAGCCUAUUGCUAGGAACUAAGCCAUUUUUUCUAGAAUAUCUAGAACAUCUAGAGAGCGAGUGUGUGUUUUUUUUUUUAUUUUUUUUUACUAGCCCUAUGGAUAUGUAAUUUUUUUCAUAGCCCCUAAGCAUAAAUAUAUAUAUAUAUAUAUAAACGAAAUUAACCAAGAGACAAGCUUCGAGCACCAUGAAAAAAAGAAGAAAAACAAUUAUGCAAUUCUAAAAACGAAAAAAACACCUAAAAUAUAUUAUUAUAAAUAUCGAAAGAGAGAGAGAGCGGAGGGUUAAGCAUCAUAAAUAUAUUUCUAGUCCAAUUAUGAAGUGUGAGCGAACCAAAAUUGUAAAAAACAAAGCAAAAUAAAAAAAACGUAACACAGGGGUGUGUGGUAUUCGAACUCGCGGCCCUCUGUAAAUUAGCACAUGUCCCUCAAUUAUUUUUGCUAAGCCCAACGGACGAGGACGAGGAUCCAGCGAGGAUAUCUUAGACGCUAGUGCUUUAAUCGAUCCCAACUAAGAAAAGAAAAAGAAAAACGAAAAGAAAAGCUAAACUAAAUGUGUUUUUGUUGUUUUAUUUGAACCUAGGCUUAGAGCAGAGAUACUUAGAUACUUAGCACACACAAAACAAAACAAAACAAAAUGAAAAAGCAUAAAAAACAAAGCACAGAAAAUAAAGAAAAGGAUCCGCAAUUUAUCAUCUUCGAUUACUUUUUUUUGUCUAUGUAAAUUAAUUAUUUAAAAUACGAAUAAACUAUUUAAAUUUCAUUCA